Molecule: messenger RNA, 532 nt
Organism: Didymodactylos carnosus
Lineage: Eukaryota; Metazoa; Rotifera; Eurotatoria; Philodinida; Philodinidae
Source: the annotation of a GenBank genome assembly
GGCUUAUGGGGCCAAUCAUUUGUGACAUCCAUUUUUAGUCCUCUUCUUCUUCCUUCUACACCCCUCAAUGUCAGGCGAAGAAACUCUUGAUCUCCUGUUUCUCCUUUAUGCCAACUGUCUGGACAAUUUAAGCGGCUAGUUCCUAUGCUAAAGCUCAUAUUAUUCUCACAGCACGCGAUAUGAAAAAAGGUCAGGAAGUUGUUUCGGAUAUAAAGAAAACAACGUCGAAUGAGAAUAUCGAACUAAUGGAGUUACAUCAAGAUAAAUUAAGUGAUGUACGACGAUUCGUUAAUGAAUAUAAACAAAAAAAUAUACCAUUACAUAUAUUGAUAUGUAACGCUGGUAUAAUGGCGACGCCAUACAAAAAAACAGUCGAUGGUUAUGAACAACAAUUUGCUGUUAACCAUUUAUCACAUUUUCUACUCACAAUGUUAUUAUUACCAGUGUUAAAGGCAAGUAAGCCUGCACGUGUUGUUGUUGUUAGUUCAUUAGCAAACAAGCGUGGUGGAAUUGUUUUUGAUGAUAUUAAUUU